AUGAGUACCAAUGCCGACGAAAAAAUUAUAGAAAUGGUUCGUUCUCAUAUAGAAUUAUACGACUUUUCACACCCAAAAUAUAUGGAUACUGCUCAUAAAGACAAAAUUUGGAAUUCUAUUGGAAAUGAAAUAAAUCUAACAGGAAAAAUAUGCAAAACUCGCUGGAAUAGCAUUAGGGAUAACUAUCGAAAAUCUAUUAAAAAAACAACAAGUGGUCAAGCAUUUAAAAAAAUUAAAAAAUAUAAAUAUGAUGAUCAGCUUCAGUUUUUAAAGCCUCAUUUACAAGAGAGGGAUACUUUAGGAAAUUUAAAAGAUGUGAAUAACGAUGAUUUAGAGAAUUCUAGUAAUGACAGUGAGGACGAUGUGGAAAAUGUUAGCACAGUCCAAAAUAUUGAGAUUAAUAUUAGUGGCAAUACAGAUGGUGAAGAUCAAUUACCAAAAACUCCAGAAUAUCAAUCUGCAGUUCGCAAAUGUACAAAAAAACGUACAACUAAAACUCCGGAAUCGGCUUCGAGUACUUUAAUGAAGUAUAUAAUGCAAAAAAGAGAAAAUGAUAUAGCUAAUACUACACAAACCCAUUCUGUUGAUGCUUUUUUAGCAGGCCUUUCACCCACACUCAAAUCAUUUACGCCAUACUAUUUAAACAUAGUGAAAUCAAAAAUUUUUUCUAUAGUUCAAGAAUAUGAAAUGCAAAUGAUUGUAGACCAAGAAAAGAAAAAAACAACUUUUAUGACACCAUAUCCCACACAAUUGCUACCACCUCAGCAACAGUUUAGUCGAGAGUUUAAUCAAAACUUUCCAUCAAGUUCUGCACAACAUCUUAACCACAAUACGUAUCCUAGUACUCAAUUACAGAAAGAGAUGCCAUCACCAAGUGUAUCAAACUAUUCUUCUUCACCACCUUCUCCACAAGUCAGUCACGUUGCUUCAAUUAGUAGUACGAAAAAUACUAUAGAAACACCACAUGAUAUUAGCUCACCAACUACAUCUGAUUAUUCAUCCACACCAUCUCCACAGUUCGUUCAUCAAUUUGUGUCAAAUAAUUCACAAAACUCUACUAAUGUACCUGUGCUAAACGAUACUUUAACACCAACUUCAACUCUGUAUUCAUCUCCACCACCAUCUCCAUUUCUCAACAAAAAUAUUGGUUCAUAUAUGAGUAUUACUCAAGAUAUGUUAAUACCAACUUUGUCAUCUUCACGUCCACAGUUUGAUCGAAAUAUUUCAAAUCAAACCAGUAUACAACCGCAGCAAGAAAUAUACUCAAAUUUACAUGCAAAUGUGUGUGUACCACAGUCAAAUAAUAAAUUUAAACAUCCAAAAACAAAACUAUACAAAAAUCCAGAAGAAAAUGAGUCAGCUGCUAAAUAUUUUACACAUUUUUCAAAUAAAGAUAAUAUUAUACAAUAAUAUCACAUAAUAUAAAAUUACCUACCUUUUAAAUAUGAUGUUUGUUGAAUU
This is a messenger RNA of Metopolophium dirhodum (rose-grain aphid), 1461 nucleotides long. RefSeq names its product mucin-2-like. Gene Ontology annotation, cellular component: transcription regulator complex; nucleus. The transcript is spliced from 2 exons. The coding region runs from base 1 to 1410 and encodes 469 amino acids. The record is from RefSeq and is a predicted model, not a curated record. Gene Ontology annotation, biological process: regulation of transcription by RNA polymerase II. NCBI's taxonomy places the organism in Eukaryota, Metazoa, Arthropoda, Insecta, Hemiptera, Aphididae.